Molecule: messenger RNA, 986 nt
Organism: Macadamia integrifolia
Lineage: Eukaryota; Viridiplantae; Streptophyta; Magnoliopsida; Proteales; Proteaceae
Product: protein PHOSPHATE STARVATION RESPONSE 1-like
Exons: 6
Coding region: 291-986 (231 amino acids)
Molecular function (GO): DNA-binding transcription factor activity; DNA binding
Source: RefSeq, a predicted model, not a curated record
UCAUCCGUCUUUCAAGAGCUAUCUUCUGUUUGAUCUACUAACCCUUGUGGAUCGACUGUUUCUUUCUUAUGGAGGGAAAGCUAGGAUUGAACUGGUGGCCUCAUGUUUGAAGCUACUUAUUGUUUUUCUGAUAAAAAACCUGGUAGAGGAAGAAAUGAGUUAUUUUAAUAAUCAAUGAGCUAUAAUUCUACACACUCAUUAGUGACAACAAAAGGCUUCUCUACAUCCAGUGUUUGACAGGCUACUAAGGAUCAUUCUAUGAAAAUAAUAUAAAGGGAAAAGGAGUAGAUAUGGUUGAGGGGAAAGAGGUUUGCGAUGGAGAGAAGAGUAAUGCAAAUGAUUCACAAGCCCAAAACACAUCUCCCACAUCGUCAGAAAAGUGGUCAUCACCCUUCGACUUAAAUGAAGAAGCCAUCAGUGAGGAGGACAGUCGUGCCAUUGAUAUUAAUGCUGCCACUGAUAGGGAUGAGGAGGAAGAGGCAGCCACUACUACUAGUGGUAAUUCAGUAAAGAACAACACCACUGUGGAAGGGAGUGAGGGGACAACUACUACAGCUAGACAAUACGUUCGGUCCAAAAUGCCAAGGCUCCGUUGGACUCCUGAUCUCCAUCUUGCUUUUGUGCAUGCUGUUGAAAAGCUUGGUGGGCAAGAGAGAGCAACUCCUAAGUUAGUUCUUCAGAUGAUGAAUGUGAGAGGGCUGAGCAUUGCUCAUGUUAAAAGCCAUUUGCAGAUGUAUCGAAGUAAGAAGCUGGAUGAGUCUGGGCAAGUUUUAUCUCACACAAGUAGGGCAGUGCAAGGACUAGAUCACUUUCCUGAAAUGUUCUAUCAAAGGAUGGGUUCUCAUCAUCAACCCUACAGGAUGGACAGUCAUAGCCCUUUUCUAGGCAAGAAUGGCCAUGACCCUAAUCCUCAUGUCCACAGUCUAUUCAAGUCUCCUCUUUCCCAACAGCCAUUUGAUUUUAAAUUCAUCUCCUCCUCCAGGUAA